Molecule: messenger RNA, 1054 nt
Organism: Penaeus monodon (black tiger shrimp)
Lineage: Eukaryota; Metazoa; Arthropoda; Malacostraca; Decapoda; Penaeidae
Exons: 4
Coding region: 203-1054 (283 amino acids)
Source: RefSeq, a predicted model, not a curated record
UAUCACUAAUUGGCUCGUUCACGUUACCUCCUGAACCCAAUGUCAAGCAACUUCUAACCACACCUUCUCUCCUCUCCUCAGGGUGUGACCUCAAUGCCUUCAGGGAGGACACAGCGACAACGUGAGGCCGCCUCCGCCCCUGCCCACCGCCACCUGUAUUAGGACACACGUGGGCAGCAGCGAGGGAGGAGGACUAGACAGGAUGAACGGAGCUUUGUAUGAGGACUCGGCCGGCACACGAGGCCUGGAGCCUACGGGCCAAACACCACUACACAUCCCGGCCAAGCGUGUGGCCACCACCCUGGCUGUGUCCACGUACCCGCACCCGCCCGAGUGCCCCACGGGGCCUGACUCUGGCACCGCGGCGGGUGUCAUCAGGCACUCGCACUCCACACAGCCCUGGAACUACCAGCCGGAGCAUGCAGCAGCCACGGCGCCCUUCGACUCCCAGUACGGCCAGGCCUUCGGGCGGGACGGGGUCACGCCCACGUACUAUAACAUUGCGGAUACCAGAGUGGCUGACCGCAAGACUUUGGCCUUCUGGCCCAACAAAUACGACUACGCACCGGGGCCAUCCUCGAUGACCACGGAGUCAUGCCAAGCCUUUGCCGCUCAGACCUGGUGCAACUACCCUCCCUACGGGCGUGUGGGCCAUGUCGAUGCCCACGGCCAGCCCGUGCCAUACCUAACGGCGGCAGAUGGUGCCCCAAAAUCUGCCAUGGAAGCUGCCGCAGGAUAUCCCCACGACGGCUACCUGAGGAACUACCCCACAGCAGAGACUAUGCCCCCCGCACCUUACCCUCCAGCGCAUCGGCCGCCCUUCCCCGUCUCACAUCCAGGUAAAGUCCCGAGUACAACCUCAACCCAGGUCACAGACUUCUCCAUCAUCAAGACUUACUGCAGUGUAUCAUCGUGGCCACCCAUGGGAACUGGAUACCUUGGCGGUUCCCAGCUAACUGUUGGGGAUCUCGGAGCAGCAGGAGGCCCCAGGAGGUACGAGUUUAGGCCCACCGGCGUGUGGACAUGCCGGUUCGUACCAACUCCUACCCCCUAG